AUGUCUGUGGCAAAGGAAGGUCUCACAUUAAAAAAAUUCACGGGUUUGUGUGAUCUUCAAGAGAAGAAUGGUCUAGAUAUAGGAAAUAAUUAUCGCGACGAAAUUAAAUCUAAAGAGUUUGUCUCCAGCAUUGCUGCUAUUGAACAGGAGAAGUAUGCAAAGGAAAUCAGGGAUGCCAGGUUUCUGUGUGUUUUGGCAGAUGGUGCCACAGACAAGAGUGUCACAGAGCAGUUGACUGUUUUUGUACGUUAUACUGAUUCAAAUGGGAGACCAUCGACACAGUUUACUGACCUUGUCUCUCUUCAGUCUGCCGAUGCUACAGGUAUAACAGAUGCUAUUACUAAAGGACUUGAAGCUGUACAGGUUGAUGAAAGUGUGUUGAGUGAAAAGUUAGUAGGCUACAAUUUUGAUGGGGCCAAUGUUAUGAUUGGGGCCAAGGGUGGAGUGAGUAAGAAGCUGGAGGAUAAAGUUAGUCACCCAAUAUGCAUCAUCCACUGUGUAGCUCACAAACUGGAACUGGCUGUACUUGAUGCUGUGAAGAGGUGCCCUUACCUUUCAACAUUUGAGGACACAGUUAAAGAGGUAUACAAGUUUUAUUAUUAUUCUCCAAAACGACGAAGAGAGGUUAACGAGAUUGCCAAUAUAAUCGAUGAAGAUUCGGUCUAUUACAGCGGUCUGCAGAAGACCAGGUGGCUGGCAAGCAGAUACCGCGCUAUUACUGCCUUGGAGAAGCACUAUGUCACUACUGUUAUGCACCUGCAGCAUAAAACAGGAUCCACUGGUGAAGAUGGGGCACGUGCCACGGGAAUUCUGAAACAAUUACUGUCCGAGAAGUUUGUCAAACACCUGUACUUCUUGUUGGAUCUGAUGAAGAUUUUGUCAGAGCUGAGUAAAUCAUUCCAACAGGAUAAACUUUGCAUAACAGAUGUAGUUGCCAAACUAGAGACGACCGUGACCAUGUUAGAGGAGUUGAAGCUGCAAAGGGGAGCUCAUUACAGAAAGUUUGUGGAGAGUUAUUCUGAGGAAACGGCAGUGCUCAUGUGUGGCAAGGACAAAGGACACCAACUAAAACUGACAAAUGCAGGCAACAUGCUUGAUCAACAGUUUGACACUUUUCUUACAGAAGUCCUAAAUUACUUGAAGACAAGGUUUGGAAAUCUUCAGGAGAAACCCUACAGCUUGUUCAGGAUAUUCGACCCACGAGACAUGCCACAGACCCUAGCGGCCUAUGGGUAUAAUGAAAUUCGUUCCCUUGUUCAGUACUUGGGGUACCUCCUUACUGGGAAAGAGAAGGAAAACAUCCUUGACCAGUGGCCC
Molecule: messenger RNA, 1317 nt
Organism: Porites lobata
Lineage: Eukaryota; Metazoa; Cnidaria; Anthozoa; Scleractinia; Poritidae
Source: the annotation of a GenBank genome assembly